UCGAACUGUAGUUGAUUUUCCGUCUGGAUUCGUGACGGUGACGUGGUCAUCACGUGGUGUCGAAUCGACGCUCUGAUUGGAUGAGAGAUUAAUUUAUUUAUUAACAAUCGACUGUCGAUCUCACUAAUCGAUUCAAUAAUGACGUCACAGACCCAAAUGUCUGGGAACAAAAGAAACGCUACCAAUACCCCGACAUGUCACUGGCUCGGACUGCAACUAGCAAUUUCUCUUCUCGUCUUCGUAUCAACAGCAAAUGCAUCUUAUCUUGACCAUAUACCCGCUCACCAUCAAACCAGUUAUCAUACACUGUUACGGAAGAUGAGAGCGGCCGAAAUCCAAGCCUCCAAUUCCCGCAGAUCGCCUCCGAAAUCCCAGGGCUGCGGCUCAUCCGGCCAGGUAUGCAGCGAAACGUGUGAGAUGGUGCAGAAAAUGUGCAGUAAAUCGUGCAGUGGUAACGGUUGUUCCCUUAAUGCAAAACUACAGGAGGCCGGAAGAAUGAGUUGUGUUGCAAGCUGCUUCAACCACAAUCAGAAGCUGUUUGGGAUCGGAAGCACAACAGAAACCACCAUUACGUCAUCAAUUACAUCACCAAUUACGUCAUCAAACGCCAGCCCCACCGAAGCACGCACUGAUGUUGGGGCCAAGACUGUUGUACAAAAAGAAUCCAUUCGUGCGGACGAUACGAACCUCACUCCAGCAGAAAAAUGCGAAAUACUUGGAUUUCCAGAAUCCCAAGAUUGCUUGGUGGUGUACGAUCAAAAACAACCGUUUAAAGUUAUUGACGGUUUGGUGGAAAAACUUAUGCAGGCCACGAAACGCACAGAAGUUACGAAACAUACCGCCAACGAAGUUCAAACUUCCGAAACUGCUGAGUUUACGUCUCCAUCGGCACCAUUGUUACGUAAAAAACGUCGUUUAUCUUAUAGAUUUAGACGUAGACGAUCACCACAAUUGGUAACACGAAGCAGAGCCACAACUCAACCGACCGCCCCUUCCCGGUUAGAAGUUUGCCCCACCACGUUAAAAAUGGUCCAACCUGUAACUGCCGUGCACUGGAUAUCUGGGGCUAACGUCUUCUUAUACCAUGGAAAUAGAACCAAUCUUUACAACCAAGUUUUCGAGGUCGGGGCAUGCGAGCCAAAUGCGCCGCAUUUCAACAUCCGGAUUCCCGGGCGACCAAUCCCCGAAUGUCGGGUCGUGCAGACAAAAUAUUUGGCCAACUUUAUGUUGAACCGCAGCCAAGUAACAUCGGAGGAUUAUAGGAACAUUCUUUGUCACCCUGUUGAGGGCAUGCCUUACAGUAUAUGCCGAGAUUGGGUAUACCUGAACGCGCAAUGCAAGUUAUAUAUUUAAACGUCAUUCGACUCAAUGGACGCUACUAACCAAAAUUUACGACAACGUUACGUCAUCUGAUGACGUCACCGGCUAGAGCGCCCUCUGCCGACCGCACUUCUAACCGCGAAAAUUCUUCAGUUUUAUUUAUUGUUGUUUCCUGUUCUUUUACACUCCGCUUUCAACUCCAAAUUCUGCGAAAUCCGGAAAUCCGUCGCUUACCCGAUUAUUAGAAAUUACGUAACUGUUCUCCGCAAUUUGAGGUAAAAACACGAAAGGUUCGUUCCUCUUAAUUAAAAUGCGGGCGGCGAUACGCCUUUGGUUUGUACUAGGCGACAUUAGCGAUUUUUCCCACAACACACCUUAUGCUGACGGACCCAAACGCAAAGGGCAAUAUAAAAACUCUUGUAAUCAUUAAAUCGAGGCGCCGUUUCAAUAAUUGAGUUCAACCAAUUAAAAUCUCGCGUUCUCAUAACUUCGAACUACCAUGAGAACGUCAUAAUCAUCAGUGAUUACGUCAUAAUCAGAGGGAACAGUUUUAUGUCACUUAGUAUGUUCGACACUCCUGUACUCAGGGGCGUGUUCGAAUUAAAACGGAGCCGUAAACAGAGUAGUUAUGUUAAGCCUUGCCUUUACUUGGGCGUUUUACCGGCCUUUAUAGGUUACUACUACUGAUUACGUAAUUUCUUUUUUAGUUUUUUUUUUGCAAUCUGAAAAACUCGACAUAAAUCAUUGCGCAAUAUAUUGGAGAUUUGAAAUUCAAAAAGUGUUCGGUUUUUCUGAAUUUCGAACAUUUUGGAGCGAAAGCGUUUUUUUAUCCUCGCUUAUUUUGCACUAUUCCUUUUUAUAUUUAUUGCUCUUUCUAUUUUCAUAUUGCUUUCAUUCGUUUUUACGAGCAUUGCUGAGCCAAAGGCUUCUCGAUAUGCUAAAUAUAGAAAUUGUGAUCAAAUCGUGACUGACUUGUCCCUUAUUUAGAAAAGGUGCCCGAAUGCUAAAAAGACUGUUUUGUGGUAUGUUUUCAUGGACCGAGGGUUAAAAAUAAAGUCUUUAUUUUGGUUUUAAGGUGUUGUCACAUUAUCAGUAAUGUAACGUACAAAUGUCAUACAGCUGCAAACACAGUUAUACUAAACGACAUUAGCUUAA
Molecule: messenger RNA, 2475 nt
Organism: Ciona intestinalis (vase tunicate)
Lineage: Eukaryota; Metazoa; Chordata; Ascidiacea; Phlebobranchia; Cionidae
Source: RefSeq, a predicted model, not a curated record